AUGCCAGUGCUCAUAUCGUGCACAACCUGUUACUGCAAGCAGACCAAGGAAGCGGGCGCACGCCUCUACUUCAUGCGUCGCAUUCCUUUGUGCUGCGAUACUUGUCCUGUGCCCAGAAUCGAAGGCGUGCCUGCCUGGAUGAGGGCCAUAUCUGAAGGGAAGAUCCGAUCGAUGAAUACGCUGCCACUAUCAGUCAAAAACUUGUCGGACUUUGAGGAAGGUACGGAUGAAGGAACCAAUGAAGACAAAUACGAUAUCAACAUCUAUGGCGAAUCAUCCCGGGAAUUUUACCAACUUCUUGAUAUCGCCAUGCACACGAAGGGGCUCACGGAGGGCCAAAAGAUGCUCAAGGCGACCAAGGUGGAGGCGAUAAGGCGGGCGUGGAGGCGGAUGAAGAGGAAGUUUGAAGAGGAACAAAGGGAAGAAAGGGAACGGGUGCUAUAUUUCACUGAGCUCCGGGAGAGACUUCCGCAGCCUCAUAACCUGAUGUUCAGUCCGGCGGUGGAAAGCGACGAGAUAAUCUUGACAAAUUACGCCGAGGCGCCGGCGUCUACUAGAGUUAACAGCGAGAUCGGCACGCCCAUCUCUGGUCUGGAUCAGGAGGGAUAG
This is a messenger RNA of Podospora bellae-mahoneyi, 609 nucleotides long. RefSeq lists its product as uncharacterized. The transcript has 4 exons. Lineage: Eukaryota; Fungi; Ascomycota; Sordariomycetes; Sordariales; Podosporaceae. The coding region runs from base 1 to 609 and encodes 202 amino acids. The record is from RefSeq and is a predicted model, not a curated record.